Molecule: messenger RNA, 900 nt
Organism: Malus domestica (apple)
Lineage: Eukaryota; Viridiplantae; Streptophyta; Magnoliopsida; Rosales; Rosaceae
Source: RefSeq, a predicted model, not a curated record
AUGUUGGCGAAGACAGAUCCGUGGCACAGGAAUCGUGUUGUUCAUCUGUAUCAAAAAAUAAUUCGGUCUGUUAUUAAGUUCGUUGUUCGAAUGGAGUUGAAAGGUGUAAACCGUGGCUACCUGAGAGUUGAGGAUAUACAAAUCGAUGAAAACUAUGAAGCGAUCAUCCCAAUUAUUGUCGAUGCUAAUGCUACAAGUUAUAGACACGGAUUUCUGUGGUUAAUGAAAGAAAUGCUCGGCAAAAAUCGCGGAAGAACAAAAGAGUUGUCCAACUUUUUAAACAUGCUUCGUUGUGAAAGGGAGUGGUACCGAUUCGAGCAAUUACUUUAUCAUCCCCUCCUUCGAUCGUCCGUCGAGAGGUAUCACUAUUAUAUUGAUGGUUUGAUCCAUCUCCAACAUGUUCAACGUGGUGAACAUAAAAACAUUAAAGAGUUGUUCAUCAUGCGGUGGGAUGAGAGUCUUGAUGUCAAAGGAGCUGUGGGUGAAUUGGAAGGUUUUCAUGGUGUGUUGAGUAAAAAAGAAUAUGAGAAUAAUGUGUGGGGAGCACUUGAAUUCUCAAGCAAUGCUUGUCUCGAGGUUAAUGAUCAUUUGGACCAUGAAGAACAUCUGACAGAAGAACAAGUGGAAAAAAAGCUUAGUUCGUUCUUCCCAAGUCUGUUGUUACAAUUGUAUGCUUUUCUAAUUGAAAUGUAUUCUCAUGUGGACCUGAGCGUAACGCCGGAAGCGAUUGACUUGUUUGAGCGCAUGUUGAAACGAGACGUUGGAAAUGCGAUUAUCGACAUGUAUGCUAAAUGUGGCUGCAUGGAAGAUGCCUGCUUAUGUUUCAAGAACAUGCCUUUGAAGAAUGUAGUUUCAUGGACUGCUUUGGUUGCGGGGUACGGAAAACAAGGCCGGGAAUAG